AUGAUGAGCAGCUACCCGGACGGCGAGGAGGACACGGUGGCACUGCUGGCUCAUGACACCGGAGGCAGCAAGGAGCCGGAGCGGGUCAAGGAGGAGCUGAGCGCCGACAAGGGCCCCGAGAAGCCGGACCCCUCGCAGAAGCCCCCCUACUCCUAUGUGGCCCUGAUCGCCAUGGCCAUCCGGGAGAGCGCGGAGAAGAGGCUCACGCUGUCCGGGAUCUACCAGUACAUCAUCAGCAAGUUCCCUUUCUACGAGAAGAACAAGAAGGGCUGGCAGAACAGCAUCCGCCACAACCUCAGCCUCAACGAGUGCUUCAUCAAGGUGCCCCGGGAGGGCGGCGGCGAGCGCAAGGGCAACUACUGGACCCUGGACCCCGCCUGCGAGGACAUGUUCGAGAAGGGCAACUACCGCAGGAGACGAAGGAUGAAGCGGCCCUUCCGGCCGCCCCCGACCCACUUCCAGCCCGGCAAGACCCUCUUCAGCCCCGACAGCUACGGCUACCUCUCCCCGCCUAAAUACUUGCAGUCCACCUUCAUGAACAACUCGUGGCCGCUGGCGCAGCCCCCUGCGCCCAUGCCCUACACCUCCUGCCAAAUGUCUGGCGGGAACGUCAGCCCCGUCAAUGUGAAAGGACUCUCGGGCCCGGCGUCCUACAGCCCCUACUCGCGGGUGCAGAGCAUGGCUCUACCCGGUAUGGUGAACUCCUACAACGGCAUGGGCCACCACCACCACCCGCAUGCCCACCAUCACCAGCAGCUCAGCCCGGCCAGCCCCGCGCCGCCCGCGGCCCCGGCGGCGAACGGAGCCGGCCUUCAGUUCGCCUGCGCCCGCCAGCCCACCGAGCUGUCCAUGAUGCACUGUUCCUACUGGGAGCACGACAGCAAACACAGCGCCCUGCAUUCCCGCAUAGACAUCUAG
This is a messenger RNA of Colius striatus (speckled mousebird), 918 nucleotides long. It is a transcript of the gene FOXL2, whose product is annotated as forkhead box L2. Lineage: Eukaryota; Metazoa; Chordata; Aves; Coliiformes; Coliidae. The transcript has a single exon. Gene Ontology annotation, biological process: regulation of transcription by RNA polymerase II; cell differentiation; anatomical structure morphogenesis. The record is from RefSeq and is a predicted model, not a curated record. Bases 1 to 918 code for a protein of 305 amino acids. Gene Ontology annotation, molecular function: DNA-binding transcription factor activity, RNA polymerase II-specific; RNA polymerase II cis-regulatory region sequence-specific DNA binding.